Cordyceps fumosorosea ARSEF 2679 is the source of this 1503-nucleotide messenger RNA. Its product is annotated as cysteine desulfurase. Gene Ontology annotation, biological process: [2Fe-2S] cluster assembly. The record is from RefSeq and is a predicted model, not a curated record. Lineage: Eukaryota; Fungi; Ascomycota; Sordariomycetes; Hypocreales; Cordycipitaceae. The transcript has 3 exons. Gene Ontology annotation, cellular component: mitochondrion; cytosol; nucleus. Gene Ontology annotation, molecular function: cysteine desulfurase activity; pyridoxal phosphate binding. The coding region runs from base 1 to 1503 and encodes 500 amino acids.
AUGGCUAGCCUUUCAUCGUGUGCGAUGCGCUCGGCAGCCCGUCUGGGCCGUAACUCAGCACUUGGCGUGUCUCUUAAAGGCACUGCUCGUGCGGCUACGAUUAUCGGCGGCGCCAGGAGGCGAACAUACGUUACCGGGUCGAAGCCUAAUAACGCUCAAGUCGAGACAGCCAUCAAGCUGGACAAGAAGGACUUUGCUGGUAUCCCCCCUUCAAUGAUGCAGAAUGGCAGCGAGAUGAAGAUUAGCCCCAUGGCAGAGGUCCUCAAAGACGCUGCUAUUAUGGAGGAAGGACAACGGCCAAUCUAUCUCGAUAUGCAAGCGACGACGCCCGUUGAUCCCAGAGUCCUCGAUGCCAUGAUUCCGUACUACGUCGGCGUCUACGGUAACCCGCACUCCCGGACACACGCCUACGGCUGGGAGAGUGAGAAGGCUGUUGAGGAGGCCCGUGAGCACAUUGCCAGCCUCAUUGGUGCUGAUUCCAAAGAAAUUAUUUUCACCAGCGGUGCGACGGAGAGCAACAAUAUGAGCAUCAAAGGUGUCGCCCGCUUUUUCGGGCGCUCCGGCAAGAAGAGACACAUCAUCACAACACAGACCGAGCACAAGUGCGUGCUUGAUAGCUGCAGACAUCUUCAGGAUGAAGGCUUCGAAAUCACAUAUCUGCCAGUACAGAACAACGGUCUGAUCAACAUGGACGAGCUCAAGGCGGCCAUUCGCCCUGAGACUGCUCUCGUCAGCAUCAUGGCUGUCAACAACGAGAUUGGUGUCAUCCAACCCAUCGAAGAGAUUGGCAAGCUGUGCCGCUCGAACAAGAUCUUCUUCCACACCGAUGCCGCUCAGGCUGUUGGCAAGAUUCCCCUCGAUGUCAACGCAAUGAAUAUUGACCUGAUGUCAAUCUCAUCGCAUAAGAUUUAUGGCCCUAAGGGCAUCGGUGCCUGCUACGUCCGUCGCCGUCCUCGUGUCCGUUUGGACCCCCUCAUCACUGGCGGUGGACAGGAGCGAGGUCUUCGCAGUGGUACUCUGGCACCCCCACUGGUCGCUGGCUUUGGCGAAGCUUGCCGCAUCGCCAAGGAAGAGAUGGAGUAUGACUCUAAGCGCAUCAAGGCAAUGUCUGAUCGCUUGCUCAAGGGGCUCCUCGCCAUGGAACAUACAACGCAGAAUGGCGAUCCCAAUGCAUUCUACCCUGGCUGCGUCAACGUCUCCUUUGCCUACGUUGAGGGCGAGUCGCUACUGAUGGCGCUCAAGGACAUUGCCCUGUCGUCGGGUAGCGCAUGCACUUCGGCUUCUCUGGAACCCAGCUAUGUUCUCCGUGCUCUCGGAAACAGCGACGAGAGCGCCCACAGCAGUAUUCGUUUCGGAAUUGGCCGAUUCACCACCGAGGCUGAGAUUGACUAUGUGCUCAAGGCGGUCGAGGAGCGCGUUACUUUCCUGCGCGAGCUGAGCCCACUGUGGGAGCUUGUUCAGGAGGGUAUCGAUCUGAACACGAUCCAAUGGAGCCAGCAUUAA